AUGGAGAGAGAACAACAAAUUGUAGUUAAUUUGUUUAUCAACAAUAAUCGUCUUAUUCACCAACUCAAUCACGAAAAUAAUCAUGCAAGUCACCGCUGCUAUAUUGUCGGUCAUGCAGUUAUUCUUCGUGGUAGACAAAAUGCUCAUCGUAAUUUAUACAAUGAUUAUUUUCUGAUAAUCAUGUGUAUGGUGAAAGAGAGUUUCAUCGUCGAUUUAGAAUGUCAAAAAAGUUACUUCUUCACAUUGUUCAUGUUGUUAAACAACAUGACAACGACUUCAACCAAUGACGUGAUGCAUCUGCUGUCUUUUCAGAUUGGUAUCCCAGGUCACCAACAACAGAAGACGUUUCAAUACUUCUCACCAUCGGCCAGCAACGUGGAUUUCCUGGAAUGUUAG
Brassica oleracea var. oleracea is the source of this 396-nucleotide messenger RNA. RefSeq lists its product as uncharacterized. The transcript has 2 exons. NCBI's taxonomy places the organism in Eukaryota, Viridiplantae, Streptophyta, Magnoliopsida, Brassicales, Brassicaceae. The record is from RefSeq and is a predicted model, not a curated record. The coding region runs from base 1 to 396 and encodes 131 amino acids.